UCAACCUGAUGACACCCCCAUCAGAGCCUGAACCCUCUCCUGCAUGCAUGCAUUUAAAAAUUCUUCUUCCCCUGCUCUUUUUUUUUGUUGUUGUCUCCCACCCUGAAAUUUGGGGCAGCUUGCAUGACCUCACUAACUGGCUGCGGACUACCCCCUGUUCCCCUCCUCCUCGCCUCUCUCCCUCCCUCUCCUCCCAGCAUCUAAAUGUGUGGUAGCUGCAUAGAGCUUCUUUCUGUCCUCCUACACAGGCAGGAGUGAGAGGCCCCUGGAGUCACCGGCACUGGGAGCCACGGCAGAAUAUACGGUGAAAAUGACAACCCUCCUCCUGCUGUGUGCGUCUUUGCCCAUAAUCUUGGCAACAACGGUACUGAAAGACCCUAAUGCUAUAGUUGGCUCAUUGCAUGUCAGCAUCCCCGUUGAGUUGCCUCUCCGUCCACUGCUGGGAGGGAAGGUAGCUGUGCCAUGCUACUUCCGAGGAAGCACUGUGAAUGACCCAGGAGCGCCCACCAUCGCCCCGCUACCUCACAGAAUCAAGUGGACCUACAUCAGCAAGGAGAAAGUUAGCCCAAUCCUGGUAGCGUCGGAGGGGAAGGUCUAUGUGGAGACAGAGUUUCUGGACAGGGUGACAUUGGUUGGCUACCCGCUGGUUCCUACUGAUGCUACCAUUGAGAUAACUGAACUGAGGUCCAAAGACUCUGGUACCUAUCGCUGCGAAGUGACCCAUGGUAUUGAGGACAGCUCUGACGUUGUAGACAUCCAGGUUCAAGGUAUUGUAUUCCACUAUCGUGCCAUCUCCACCCGCUACACCCUAACAUUUGAAAGAGCCAAAGAGGCCUGUGUACAGAACAGUGCCACCAUCGCAACUCCUGCACAACUCCAAGCCGCUUACGAUGACGGAUACCACCAGUGUGAUGCUGGGUGGCUUUCAGAUCAAACUGUGAGGUAUCCUAUUCAUGAGCCCCGGGAACCUUGCUUUGGAGAUAAGGAAAACUUUCCUGGAGUGAGGACCUAUGGUGUUAGAGAUGUCAAUGAAACUUAUGAUGUGUACUGCUUUGCUGAGAAGAUGUCAGGCAAGGUCUUCUACUCCAUGUCCGUUGACAAAUUUAGCUUCUAUGAAGCACAAGACCAGUGUGUCAAACUGGGAGCGAGGCUGGCCACCACUGGAGAGCUAUACCUAGCCUGGAAGAACGGCAUGAAUGUCUGUAAUGCUGGCUGGCUGGCAGACAGGAGUGUACGCUACCCAAUCAACAUCCCCAGGCCUCAAUGUGGAGGGGGGCUUGUUGGAGUAAGAACAGUCUACUUGUUCCCCAACCAAACGGGAUACCCCUACCCAGACUCUCGUUACGAUGCAGUCUGCUUCCAAGAUGACGAUGAAGGUGAAGUGCCUGGUAGGACCACACCCUUCCCAGUCAUCCAGUUUGCAUCUAGCGCUGUGCCCCUCCCGACCCCACCGCCUCCACAAGGGACUGAAGAAAGCAAGUCUGGAGGAGUAGUAACUCUCUCCCCAUUGCCACAUCUGUCCAGUGAAGAUGUGACCAUGGGUCCCACAGGUGUGGUGUUCCACUACCGACCCAUCACUGGUCGUUACACUCUGACCUUUUUGGAGGCCGAACUGGCUUGCCGGACCAUCGGAGCGGUCAUCGCCAGCCCCCAGCAGCUGUACGCAGCCUUUGAGAAAGGCCUGCACCAAUGUGACGCCGGCUGGCUGCGCGACCAGUCUGUGCGGUAUCCGAUUGUGUCACCCAGAAGCAACUGUGCUGGUAACCUGCUAAACCUCCCAGGAGUGAGGUCGUACGGCCUGAGACCAGCCAGCGAGCGCUACGAUGUCUUCUGUUACGUGGACGGCUUAAGAGGUGAGGUCUUCUUCACCACCGACUACGACAGCUUCUCCUACGACGAGGCCGUGCAGCACUGCCAGAAGCUCAACAGCACCCUGGCCACGCCCGGGCAGCUGCACGCCGCCUGGAGACAAGGACUCGACAAAUGCCGGCCAGGCUGGCUCAUGGACCGCAGCGUCCGCUUCCCCGUCACAACCCCCAAAUCUUACUGUGGGGGCGGAGAGGUCGGGGUGCGCACCAUCUACGCCUUCCCCAACCAGACGGGAUUUCCCGACGAGCAUUCACGCUACGACGCCUACUGCUAUAGAGCUCAAAUUCCAGUCGAUUCCCAAACUCCCAUCACUGUCUCCCAGACGACAAAGCCUAAAGAUGUCAGCGAGACUACAACCGUCAGACCGGUUGACAUUGCUCAUACCAGUGAGCCAAAAAGCGAGAAAGAUAAAACUGCAGUUGUCUACAAUGAAACUGCGGUGAAUAUGACCGACGUUGAGGUUGUCAAAGAAACUGUUGUUACUUCUGUACAAGUUGCUCCAACAGUGACAACCGUUCUCCCUCCUGGUUCUGGUUCCGCUGACCACUCACCCAGUGGGGAAACCUCUGGAGAACCUUCUACCUCCACCAGCAGCGGUGACACAUCCGGAUCAGGACAAAGCGUCACGUUCAGCGGAACACCCGAUGUGCUUUCCGGCGAGCAGUCGACCUCUGGAAGCCACAAGGAACUGAAGAAGGACAGUACGGUGUUCAUCACAUCUAGAGAUAUGGGGAGCGCAUCUGGAUCUGGAUCCGAAUCUGGAUCCGGAUCUGGCACCGUUAUAGAUGGAUCAGUCUACAGAAGUGGAAGUGGGGACAUCAGUGGCAGUGGUGAUGACACAGUGGUAACCUGGGUGGAUGAAGAGCUGGUGGAUUUGUCAAAAACCCUCAAGAAUGGCACAACGAUGCAAGAGCUUGGCCAGGGAGGGAUCGACACCAGCGGGGGAUCAAGUGUUUCUGGAUCAGACGAUGUGUCUGCCUCCGGCUCGGGCGGGUUUUCUGGCAUUUUGUUAGUCGAUAGCAGUGGGAUUGACCUGACACCCCAGCAAUCUGGGGAGCAAGAAGUGUCUGGAUAUCAGCCGUCUGAAUCGGGGUACCCCAGUGGUGUUCUCUGUGGUGUUUCCAGUGGUUUUCCCAGUGGUUUUCCCAGUGGUUUUCCCAGUGGUUUUCCCAGUGGUUUUCCAUCUGGCAUUUCAGGCAGUGGCUCUGCCUCCGGAGACCCAUCUCCAAAGCACGACAAAGUCGUCUACCUGACCAAGGAUGACAUGAUUGAAGUAAUCACAGACAUUACUGAAGAGGGGCGCGGUGUGGUGGAGAUAAGCGGGGAAGGCAGUGCGUCAGGACUCCACCCUGAACUCAGCGGCACUUCACCUCAAACGUCGGGAAGCGGAGCGACUCCUACGACGGUUUACGUAGAGUUUGUACCGACUCUUGACCAAUCCGGGUCCAGGGACACAGCUGAGGAGAGUAGCACCGGGUCUGCAGUUCAUUCAGUCGCACCAGAAGCAGUCUACGCCUGGCCAACGACGGCUCCGUCAGUGUCCGUAGUUACUCCGGCUGUUGUGGAGCGUCCUGAUGUGGAUGGAGCUAUGAAGGGCUGUCCUGAGGACUGGAUGGAGUCUGGCGGCAGAUGUUACAGACACUUUGACGAUAGACUCACUUGGUCUGAGGCAGAGCAGCGCUGUCAGGAGCUCAGCGGCCACCUGGUCAGCAUCGGCUCGCCACAGGAGCAGCAGUUUGUCAACUCCAACGGCGACAGUUAUCAGUGGAUUGGACUUAACGACAAAGAUGUGCAGAAUGAGUUCCGCUGGACAGACGGCAGUCCAAUGUCUUUCGAGAACUGGAGGCCCAACCAGCCGGAUAACUACUUUGGUUCUGGUGAAGACUGCGUGGUGAUGAUCUGGCACGAGGGCGGCGAGUGGAACGACGUGCCCUGCAACUACCACCUUCCUUUCACCUGCAAGCUGGCACCCGUGACGUGUGGAGCACCCCCGGAGGUGAAACACGGCGCUCCGAUGGGCAGCAGCAGAGGGCGCUAUCCUGUCGAAUCUGUAAUCCGCUACCAGUGCGACCCGGGCUUCACACAGCGCCAUCUGCCUGUCAUACACUGUAUGGAAAACGGAGAGUGGGAAAAGCCACAAGUCCAGUGCAUAGAAGCCGGAGCCAACAGUAACAGGCUACACAAAAGGUCCCUGAGGAGAAGAAGUAAAGGUGUCAGCAGCCAACAGGAGCAGAGGGAACUGCUCUGAGCGGGACUGAAAGGACAGAGAGCCACAAAAGAGCCUUCUUCUAAAGAAGCAUGGACACUAAUACAAAUGCCAGACCAAAAAGAUAGCACGCCCUACCCCUGUACAUACACUCAACUAAAAGCACAUUUAGACGAUGAUUUAAAAAAAAAAAAAGUCAAACAAACAAACAAAAAAAAAACCCCUGAUGUCUUUGAAUGUCACCCUGCAACCUCUGAAGGCUCAUUUCUCUCCAGUUUAUGACUCAGCAUCCUGGAGCUGAAUCACUUCCCUUUCUGUCGGCACAAAGUAGGGGGAAAAAAAACUCCUUUCAAGAGGCUGAAGAGUAACAUGCAAAGAGAGUAGAAAGUGUUUUCAGUUCACACUCUUAUUAUAUUUUACCAUAUUUUUCUAGAUCUGCGUCUCUUAGAUUUGGUUGUAGGUGUUAGAUUUAUUUAGGGGCGACGCGGUGGACGUCGACUUUCGGUUGCGUCGCAGGCGAUUUGGUUUCUGUGUCGUCGUUUCAUCUGGAGUAAAAUGGAGCCUCUUUUGGUCUCGCCACAGCUGUAAGCUCGACGUCCACGGUGCCGCCGGACCAACUCGCUGUGAAAACGCGACUCAGACGCAGCCACCCUGGAUUGAAAUAAUCGGCACGAAUGCACUUUCGAAUCUUCCACCCAUGUCUGUGCUAAUCAUUUGAAUCCAGCGCACCUUAUCCGACGGAGUGUUAGGGCCUCGCACAGAACAACAAGAGAAAAAGAAAAAUUACAAGAAUAAAGUCUUGGUAUGAAAGUAGUCGGAACAUUACGACUUCUGUUAAAAAUUCUGGUAAAAGUGUUUCUGUUAAUAUUCCGAUUUUUUCCUGAAACAUUAUGAUUUCACGCUGGUAUCAUUUUGACUUUAUUCUUGUAAUGCUACUACUUUAUCUUCAUAAUAAACAUUGUUUUUGUGCGUUUCGUUAGCGUAGCCCUAGUACUCGGUUGUACCCUUAAAACUGUAUUUAAAAAAAAAAAAAUUAAAUUCUGGGUUUUUUUUUUCUUUUUCUUUUUUAGAAAUGGCAGGAAAACUGCAUUUUUAUAAUUUAACAACAAACUCCAAUGUAUAAUUUGCGACAACACAAGGUGGUGCACAACAGCAACAACAACAAAAAAAAGAAGGAUUAUGAUACAAUUGUUAUUAUUUUUCAAAAUAAAAGGCUUUCCGUCCGUCUUCCCACCAAGCCUCACUGUCGCUAACAAAGGCAUCCCCUCACCAUAAUGCUGCCACCGCCACGUCUCACUGAACGGAUAGCCUGCUCCGAGCAGACUGAAAACAAAUGCACGCCACACUUUUCAGAUUUGCAUUCCUAAUAGAUUUUUUUUUUUUUUUAAACAUAGAGAAUUCUUCUAAAGGAGCCUGGACACUUUUUUAAUCACUACUUUGAGAUACAUCGAGGUUUGUGAUGACAAAAAUGUGAACUACUCAGUGAACAUCUGUCGGGUCUCUUGGAAAUGUUUCACACACUCCUUAUUUAUGGUUCCUCAGCUGCGAACCGGUGCCUUUGUUCCUGUGGUGAGAACACCAGCAUUUGCUCUGGGACGAGUUGCUCACUGUAAAUAUCCACCAUGUUAUUUUAUUUUUUUUCUGAACAGCAGGAUCUGUCCAUAACCUGCGCAGUUGCAGGCAGUUUUAACUUUUUGUUUGUUUGUUUGUUUAAAUUUUGAUUACAUUGAUGAGGUUUGCAGGGCGGUUGAGUUGUUAGAGCCAGCUGUACGGAGAGAGAGGAGGAUUUCAUGUUUUCAUUAAAGCCUGUAGCUGGAGAGCGGGUGUUGCUGAUAUCGUCGUAUCUUCAUUUUUAAGGAUGCAUUUUUUCAAUUUUUUUUGUGAGGCUGAGGCAUUUAAGGUCAACGUUUGCGUCAGCCAUCAGAGAAGAGAACCGAUAAAAGAGACGAGUCUAUUUGGACGUAACCGGGGUUGGCGAGAGUCUGUUUGGAGGGUGGUGCAGUUUUAUCAGGGUGCCUCAAGAUACUGGAGGUAAAAAAUAAAUAAAUAAAUAAAUAAAAGUGUUAUCAGUGUUUUUGUCUGUUGCUGGUUAAGAAACACCUCAACAAACUAACUAAACAUAGGUAACUACUGCUGGGAUCUGGUCCAGACUCUGAAUCCUGGACCAGAUCACCCAAUAAAACAUUGGCCUUA
This is a messenger RNA of Gambusia affinis (western mosquitofish), 6268 nucleotides long. It is a transcript of the gene acanb, whose product is annotated as aggrecan b. The record is from RefSeq and is a predicted model, not a curated record. The transcript is spliced from 18 exons. The coding region runs from base 311 to 4117 and encodes 1268 amino acids. Gene Ontology annotation, molecular function: hyaluronic acid binding. Lineage: Eukaryota; Metazoa; Chordata; Actinopteri; Cyprinodontiformes; Poeciliidae. Gene Ontology annotation, biological process: cell adhesion.